AAUGGCCUCUGAGGCAGGUGGGCUCACUUGCUCCUUGGCAGUGUUUCUGUUUUGGGAGAAACAUCUGAGGAGAGAAGAUUUUUUUGUGUGAAGCUUGUGAUGUUGAGAGAGUUUUAAACUAUGGAAGCUUUCUGGGGUUUAGUUAACAUGUUUCAGAGCACGGCCAUGGGGGAUGCAGAGCCACUGGAGCCCAGGGCUGCUCGCUGCCAGCUCUUCAGUUCCAGCAUGAGGAGCGUGGCCAGGAGGCUGAGGACUUUCCAGCAGUGGCCCCCCACUGCCCCUGUGUCUGCCCGGGACCUGGUGGAGGCUGGAUUUUUCUACGUGGGCCCCGGGGAUGAAGUGCAGUGUUUCUGCUGUGGUGGUGUCCUGAAGGACUGGAGACCUGGUGAUUGCCCCAUAAUAGAGCACGUGCGUUUCUUCCCUUCCUGUGAAUACAUCCGUGGUGAGGAUGUUGGGAACCAGGAGAUGCUGUCCCUGCAGGAGAUCUUUGACACUGUGGAUGGGCAGUUCCUGAGUGUCUUGCAGGGGAUAGUCAGUGAGGAGGCAGCCCUGCCCAACGAGCCAGAGUACCCCGAGAUGGUGACAGAGGAGAUGAGACUGUCUACGUUUGAGAAUUGGCCACAAAAUUCCAGCAUACAUCCAGAGCAACUGGCUAGAGCAGGGUUCUUUUACACAGGACGAGGAGAUGUAGUGAGGUGUUUUUACUGUGAUGGAGGCGUGAGGAGCUGGUCCUUUGGAGAUGAUCCUUGGAGGGAACAUGCCAAAUGGUACCCAGAGUGUGAAUUUUUACUGCACUCAAGGGGGAGAGAAUUUAUUAACAGUGUUCAGGCGACCUUUUCUGGCACCCUGCUGGCUCCUAGGCAUUCCUGGCAUCAGACCGAGCAAGACUCCUCUCCUUCCCAAGAUCCUCUGAGGGACUGGAAAUUGCUGGCUCAUCCUUCUGGGGAUCAGAGUCUCAUAGUGCAGAAUGUCCUGCAGAUGGGCUUUGACCCCACCUGCGUGGCAAACCUGGUAGAGAAUAAAUUUGUGCUGACUGGGACUUUCUACCUGUCUGAGUCUGAGCUGAUUUCAGACCUGCUGCAGUCAGGCUGGGGGGCCAGCAGCAGUGCAGGAAGAAGGAGAGGUGCUGUUCAGAGAGAGGCUGGAACAUCAAGACAAGAAGUGCGACCUGUGCAGCAAAAGGAAUCAGAUGAGUCUCAGCUGAGCACAGAAGAAAAGCUCCGCCGCCUGCAAGAGGAGAGGAUGUGCAAAGUGUGCAUGGACAAAGACGUGUCUGUUGUGUUUGUUCCCUGUGGCCACCUGGUAGCUUGUGAGGAAUGUGCCCUCAAUUUGAGGCUGUGUCCCAUCUGCAGGGCUGUCAUCCGGGGCAGUGUGAGAGCCUUCAUGUCCUGAGCCAUGGUGCACCCAAAGGGGGAAGAUAAAUCCACACAACUCAUUGAUAACUCAGCAGAGGGAGAAAAUAAGUAAUUGCUGGAGCAAUCUUAUUUGCAGGGUGACUUGGGAUACGUGUAAAAACUCACUGAAUGUGUCUCCCAUGCACAGUGUUUCUAGGAAGAACUGCUGGUUUGAUCUACUCUUGCUUUAGGACUGCUCCAGGAAAACUCUGCUGGGUUCUUUUGUCCUCCAAAAUGAGGCUUUUAUUGACAGAGAUUCCCCUUCUCAACAUUUUUGUGUUCUCAAGUGAAUCUUUGCUCUGUGUUGAAAUCAAAGACUGUUUUCAGCAGGCUCUGUUUUUUUCUCACUUAGCAGUUGUCUAGAGACUAUUCUCUUAGAGAUUCCUUCAGGAAGUUUGAUUGAAAAUGGGAGUGUUUUUUGUACAAAAUGCAUUCCAUUGGGACUAGAAUACUCGGCAACAAUGUGUUGUGGGGGAGGGAAAAUCUACCUUUUUCUCCCCUUUUUGCUUUUUUUUUUUCCCCUCCCCUUUUUGUUGAAUUUUCAACAACUGAUGAAACGUUUCAGUAAUACUCAAAUUUGCAUAACUAAGUGGAAAAGUCUGGCCUAACUCUCCAAGCUCUCUGCUCUCAGCUGACCUCCCCUGGUGGAAGGCUCUGUGCUCAGGGUCACUGGAUGGUCUCCUGGAAGCUUCUUAUGGAGCUCUUCCCUGGCUGUUGGGUAUUGUCCUGGUAGAAAAAAAGCUCUGGAAAACACUUUUUUAGAACAUCUGUUUGCUGGCUAAACUAGCGAUUCUUAUUUAAAAUGGAAUAUUCUAUCAUGUAGCCAAAGAGAGUAAGUUUCAUUCACAAUAUCCCUUGUUAAGUGAAAGGAAAGGAAAUAAGUUUUUAAAAAUAAAUUGUUCUUUUUCAUGGAAUAAAAUUUUUCCUUUAUUUAA
Passer domesticus (house sparrow) is the source of this 2329-nucleotide messenger RNA. RefSeq names its product baculoviral IAP repeat containing 7 (gene BIRC7). The transcript is spliced from 8 exons. Gene Ontology annotation, cellular component: cytoplasm; nucleus. The coding region runs from base 121 to 1392 and encodes 423 amino acids. Gene Ontology annotation, biological process: positive regulation of protein ubiquitination; negative regulation of apoptotic process; regulation of cell cycle. The record is from RefSeq and is a predicted model, not a curated record. Lineage: Eukaryota; Metazoa; Chordata; Aves; Passeriformes; Passeridae. Gene Ontology annotation, molecular function: ubiquitin protein ligase activity; cysteine-type endopeptidase inhibitor activity involved in apoptotic process.